This is a messenger RNA of Peronospora matthiolae, 2289 nucleotides long. Lineage: Eukaryota; Oomycota; Peronosporomycetes; Peronosporales; Peronosporaceae. The record is from the annotation of a GenBank genome assembly.
AUGGCCCCGCCGACAUCCACUGACGCUGCUGUGCUGAAGGGGUUCUCCGCCUUGACACUGGACGCGCCUGUCCCUUUCACUCCUGAAGCUGCUGCUCUAUCUACUGAUGAGAAACUCGCCAAGCUUGCGGCUAUCACUGGUGCUCCGCUUUCUGCGGAGGUUGACGCUCAGCUGCGCGAUCUCUUUGCGAAGAAGGUGCAUCCUGUUGCCUACGAUGGCUUUGAACCCUCAGGCCGCGUGACGCUCGCUGCUGGACUUCUGCGUGUGCUCAACGCGCAGCGACUGAUGGAUGCCGGAUGUCACGUGCGUCUUUUGGUAGCGGAUACACACGCGCUCCUGAACAACAAGUUUGGCGGCGAUCUCAAGAAGCUCCAGAGCGUCAGUGUUUACAUGGUCGAAGUGUGGAAAGCGCUCGGUCUUGACGCUGACAAGUUGCCGCAUCUAGAGAUCAUGUUGGCUUCGACGGAGACGGCACGUCAUGCUGGUGUCUACUGGUCCCAGGUGCUGGAGGCUGCUGGUCGCUUUACUGUUGAGCGUGUGCAGCAGUGUGCACCCAUCAUGGGCCGCAACGACGAUGACACCGUGCACAAUACGAAUCGCAUUUUGUACCCACUCAUGCAGCUCGCUGACGGCUUCUUGCUGCAGGCUGAUAUCUAUCAGCUAGGAGCUGACCAGGAGCGUGGCAAUGAACUGGUGCGUGAGUAUGCUGCGCAAAAAGAUCCGUCGGAUGCGCCAGUGUUCCUGACGCACCCACUGCUGCUGGGAUUAAAGCAAGGUCAGUUUAAGAUGCCCACAACCGACGUCGAGUCGGCCAUCUACGUAGAUGACACGGCUGCAGAGGUUAAAGCCAAGAUUAAGAAAGCAUUUUGUGUGCCCGGCGAGGUGGAAGGAAAUCCGAUUUUAAACUACAUGAAACAUUUGGUGUUUCCCUUUCACGCGGAGGGGGUUACGCUGGAACGCAGUGAGAAGAACGGCGGCAAUCUCACUUUUACUACGUACGAAGAGCUGGAAGUGGCUUUCGCGAGCGAAAAGGUGCAUCCAGCGGACCUGAAGCCAUGCUUGACCACGUACAUUAAUGGAAUGCUUGAGCCGGUUCGCCAGCACUUUGCUAGCGGUCCACUCAAGACAAUGCUGUCGAGCAUAAAGAAACUUAAGGUAUCUCCGACGCCUGACAGCGACAAGCUGGUCAGUCUGUCGUUGCCCGGAUUUCUGGAGACUGCCGGGGAGUGGAAGCCGUCAUUGCUGUCCUCUGUGGAGCGCUUUGCCAUAGCGCGCUCUGUAGGUGAGGAAUGCAUUCAGGAGGACGAGCUGCAAGCGCUGAUGGAGAAGAAGGAUCACCCUGUGUGCUACGAUGGUUUUGAGCCAUCAGGGCGCAUGCACAUUGCCCAGGGUGUUUUACGCACGGUGAACGUGAACAAGCUUACGUCAGCUGGUUGUGUGUUUCGAUUCUGGGUGGCGGAUUGGUUUGCUAUGCUGAACAACAAGAUGGGUGGUGACUUGGACAAGAUCCGCCUCGUGGGUCAGUACAUGGUCGAGAUCUGGAAAUCGGUAGGCAUGGACAUGGCCAACGUGGAGUUUUUGUGGGCGUCGAAAGAGAUUAUUUCACACAGCGCUUCGUACUGGCUGCGUGUGAUGGACAUUGCUCGCCGCACCACCAUUGCUCGCACGCUCAAGUGCUGUACGAUCAUGGGUCGCAAAGAGAAGGAAGGCAUGCAGGCUGCGCAGAUUCUCUACCCACUGAUGCAGUGUGCUGACAUUUUCAACCUGAAAGCUGACAUUUGCCAGCUAGGAAUUGAUCAGCGCAAGAUCAAUAUGCUUGCGCGCGACUACUGUGACCAGGCGAAGAUUCGCUUUAAACCUGUCAUUCUGAGCCACCACAUGCUCAUGGGCCUCAAGGAGGGUCAAGAGAAGAUGUCGAAGAGCGAUCCGGAGUCAGCUAUUUUUAUGGAAGAUUCUCUGGAUGACGUGAGUCGUAAGAUCGAGAAUGCCUUUUGCCCAGACGGAAUCGUGGAGGCGAAUCCGAUCCUGGAUUAUAUGAGGCACAUCAUCUGCCCGCGCUUCGGUACCCAUGGCGUGAGGGUGAAUCUUGCGGACGAGACGGAGAAAACAUUCGCAAGUUACCAAGAGCUUGAAGACGACUUUGUUGCGCGCCGAAUCAGUGGCGCCGACCUCAAAGCGGCACUGGCCAAGUAUCUGAACGAAAUUCUGGAGCCUGUUCGUGAGCACUUUUCCAAGGGUGACGCUCAAGAACUGCUGGCUAAGGUGCGCACGUUUCGCAUCACAAGAUAA